GGGAAAUGUGGCUCUAGUCAGACUUGCGUACAAAACAUUACUUGACCCAGUACGUGACUCGUAUUGGAGUUCCCCUUGGAACUGAACUUUAAAAACAUGAAGUAGGUCCUCCGAGCUGUAUAUAAACGCAUCACAGGCAUGUGUAGAGCGAGCAGUCAAUAUUUAACACCAGAAGAGUCACUAUGACACUGUCAUCUGUCAUCAAAGCUCUGGGCUCUUUAAGUCUAUUGCUAGCGGAUUCCGCUCCAGUGCCUCAAUAUGGGGUGCCAGUCAUCAUUGGACCUGACGACAUGCAAGUCAAAGCUCAACCAGGGCAUCCAUUGAUUCUCCAUUGUGAAGCUUUGUCCAACUGUGGCCAUGAUAUGGCCCUCCUCUACUGGCUCAUCAAUGGCUCAUUCCCUGAAGAUAUUCACAACAAUAACAGAAUAACCGAGAUAGAGACAUCCACCUUAGAGGAUGGUCAAACUCUUCUCGGGAGUUUGCUGCUGAAGAAUGUCACCUCAGAGGACCUCAACGCCACUUUCACCUGUGUGGUUAGCAGCAGUGUUGGAAUGGCUCAUAAGAAUGUAACGCUAACAGAAAAAGGCACUAAAUGUUGGGGGGAAGAGAAAAUCCAGAGCGCUGUUUGAUAUUUGUCUAAAUACCUAGAAUGCUCAAAUUCAAGCCAGCAUUUUCAAUAUUUGACAGAAUGUAUGUUUAAGUACUAUUAAGAUUCUGGUUUGGCCACUAGUACUGUAGUUCCGUAUUCACUCCAGCAGGGGGCAGUGUAUUGCGAGAAAGAGGCGGAGCCCAGCCUACUGUUCAGAAACAAAAGAGCUGCCUACUUCCUCAGGAUAAUAGUAACUGACUUAAGAUUCAUUUUCUCUUCCACCUUGAAGCGUCUUCUAUAAAUCUGACCCAAGUCGUCCUCACAUGUCAUUGAACUGGAACUAAGGAUUAGUUUGGUUUUACGGUCUGAUGUUUGUAUUGCCAGCAAUGAAAUGUGCAAUCCAAUAAGAAAUAAAUUUGUACACAGCUUGA
Molecule: messenger RNA, 1020 nt
Organism: Syngnathus typhle (broad-nosed pipefish)
Lineage: Eukaryota; Metazoa; Chordata; Actinopteri; Syngnathiformes; Syngnathidae
Product: interleukin-1 receptor type 2-like
Exons: 5
Coding region: 183-629 (148 amino acids)
Source: RefSeq, a predicted model, not a curated record